Camelina sativa (false flax) is the source of this 711-nucleotide messenger RNA. RefSeq lists its product as uncharacterized. The record is from RefSeq and is a predicted model, not a curated record. NCBI's taxonomy places the organism in Eukaryota, Viridiplantae, Streptophyta, Magnoliopsida, Brassicales, Brassicaceae.
ACAAAACAAAAAUGAAAGUGUUGACGGAACCGAUAGAAUCAUCGAAGACACAGAGGCGGAGGAGCUAUGGCGCCGCUUUAUGUAUCGGCAUCGCUUACGUCGCCGUUGCCACUUCUCUCUCUGCCACUAUAUUCACCGUCGCUAAACAGAGCUGUUACCAAGUCUAUUGGUUGCUCUUUCGUCUCCGUUCAACGCUUCCCUCUGAGCCGUAAGACGAGGAAGCAGUUGCAGGUGGUGUCUAUGGCUCCUGAGGAAGAGAAGCUCACUCGUCGCAACCCUCUCGAUUUCCCUAUCGAAUGGGAGAGACCAAAGCCAGGGAGGAGACCAGAUAUAUUCCCCAAGUUUAGUCCUAUGAAGUCACCGUUGCCUCCUCCAAUGCCUUACGAUCCUCCGGAAGAAGAUGAUGAAGAGGAAGAGAAGAAAGAAGAAGAAACAGAAGACGACCCUGACAAGGAAGACGAGGACCAACCCAAUAACCUGUAGUAAGAAAAACUCAUUUCUCAAACUGUUGCUGUUGUUGUUAUUGUUGUCUUGUCUUAGAAACCUUAGUGGAUCUUAUUUCACGUUAAAGAGAUAAAAAAAAAAAAAAAGAUAUUGUCAACCCACAAAAAAAUGUUGGUGGAAGCUUACAUCUGCUGUAGUAGACUCGCUUUCUGCAAACGAUUUUUUGAAUGUAUUCUCAAUAAAGCUCCUCGUAUUUUAUUGUUUAAA